AUGGCUACCCCUCCAGAAAACCCAGAUUCUACCUCGAAUUUCAAGAUAGAAGAUGGCAAUGUUGCGGACAACAACCCUCAUCCGCUGAUAUCUGGAACUUCACAAGCCACCGCAUCUUCAUCAGUACCAGUCACGAGUGGUUUUGACAACCCGAAUACCCUGGAAGGAACCAUAAUCGUCCAGCACGCCGCCUCCAGCCAGCAUUCAUCCAAUGCUUCCCAUUUCGUAGUUUCUGAAGCUGGUGCUAGCGGGCCUCGCAGAGGAUCUUCCCCCAACAUCUUGCCCCACGGCCAUACGAUUCCUCCUUCUUUAGAUUGGGGGACAUCGAACGGGGAAGGUACCGGUGAUAUCAAUUCCAAUGAUCAAACGGUGUACAAGCUCGAUAAGGACGAGUUGCAUACUGAUAGCGACCCUGACUUCCGCCAUUCAAGGGGCUCCUUUGCGGCGCUCCCCCCAUCCGGUGCGAUGCCUUCCUUCGCACAUACCACCGACUCUGUGGCGAACAACGCGGACGGCACGAAUACGUCCAUCAAUAGGCCCACCACUUCUGGUGUCUCCGAAGAGAUUUACAAUGAUUCGUCGACUCGCAAGAGCAAGCAAUACGUUCUUUCCGACGGCUCUGUUGUGUCUGGCAAAGGGUUGGGAAGGGGCCGACCGGGCGUCAAACGGGGUCCACGAACUACGAAAGACAAAUCACAUGAAGGCAUCCCUUUGGCUGCACCAGAUACAUCCACUGGGGGUUUGGAGCAACCAAGCAAGAAGCGCAAGAGUGCCGAUGGAAACACGAUGAAUGCCAGGUCAACAACGGCGGAUUCAGCUACGACCCAAUCUCGAGAGUCUUCGGAAGAGUACAAUCCAACUGGGCACACAAGGUCAGGGCGCCAAACGCAGAAACCCGUCAAUUUGACCAAUGAGAAUACAGCUAGCGCAAGCCCGAGCAAGCCUUCGCGAGCUGGUUUCAAUCACACUCCCACCCCAUCGGCCUCCGCCAAAACUCACCCCAAGAUUAAGAGGAGAAUUUAUCGAGGCCGUGAACAGUUCGCUCUCUGUGAGCAUUGCUUGCGAGGGCAUGGACCGCCAGGCAACGUCAUCGUUUUUUGUGAUGCAUGCAAUAAAUGCUGGCAUCAGAGAUGUCAUGAUCCUCAAAUAUCUAAACAGACAGUCUCUGACGCCAAGGCUGAAUGGUAUUGCACUGAAUGUGACCGGAUUCUACAUGGCAAAAAGGCGAAGAAGAUCAACACGAAAACGAAGGUCGCGCCUGUCCCCCCAGUAGUUCCACCCACGCCGGUUUACGCAGGGACUCGAGUUGGUGGACGAUUCUUACUACCUGACCAGAAGCUGGCUUAUCUGCACACAUUGUCCAAAGAGAAUUUGAUUUCACUCCUGAUGCAUGCGUCAGAUCUCGCGCCUGACUUACCCAUUUUCCAGACUCUUGUGACACCAGCUCAGCCAAGUACAGUUCCUCAGGCUCAGUUUACGUCUACAUAUGUCACUCCGGUAACUGAUACGCCCACCUCGCGCGACGCGGAUGGCGGAGAUGCUGUCGAUGAAGGUUACGAUGGCUACUACGACGAGCACGCGGCCUUGUACCCCAAACCAGGCAACGGAAUACGUUUACCUCCCGAAAGAGAGGAUUUGCACAUGUUGUUGGAGGGCAAAGACAGCAAGACAUUCAGCCACUGGGUUCGGGGAAUGCCGGGGAACGACUACAGCGGAUCUGGAAAUGUCAUGAAUCGCUGCUGA
Molecule: messenger RNA, 1743 nt
Organism: Exophiala spinifera
Lineage: Eukaryota; Fungi; Ascomycota; Eurotiomycetes; Chaetothyriales; Herpotrichiellaceae
Exons: 1
Coding region: 1-1743 (580 amino acids)
Source: RefSeq, a predicted model, not a curated record